Messenger RNA from Botrytis sinoallii, 795 nucleotides. RefSeq lists its product as uncharacterized. The coding region runs from base 1 to 795 and encodes 264 amino acids. Gene Ontology annotation, molecular function: protein binding. The record is from RefSeq and is a predicted model, not a curated record. The transcript has 2 exons. NCBI's taxonomy places the organism in Eukaryota, Fungi, Ascomycota, Leotiomycetes, Helotiales, Sclerotiniaceae.
AUGUAUCUUCGAGCGCUGAAAGACAUAAAGAAGGAACUUAGACCAAACCAUACAUCAACAUUCGAUACAGCUGAAAAGACGUAUCUUCGAGUAUUGGAAAGCAAGGAGAAAGCAUUUAGAUCAGAUCAUAUAUCAACACUCAAUAUAAUCAACAAUCUAGAUAAUCUCUACACCCAGCAAGGUAAACUAGUAGAAGCAGAGAAGAUAUAUCUUCGAGCGUUGGAAGGCUAUGAGAAGACACUUGUACCAAAUAACAUAUCAACACCACUCGGUACAGUCAAUAACUUAGGCAGCCUCUAUUCCAAACAAGGCACGCUAGCAGAGGCAGAGAAAAUAUUUAUUCGAGCGCUGGAAGACAGUGAUAAGGCGCUUGGACCAUACCACACAUCAAUACUUAGUACGAUCAAUGACCUAGGUAACCUCCAUUUCAAGCAAGGCAAGCUAGCAGAGGCAGAAAAGAUAUAUCCUCGAGUGCUGAAAAGCUAUGAGAACACUUUUAGCCCUGAAGUUGCCUCGUCUUAUCCACCGGCAUUGACUACUAUGCUCUACCUUGGAGACACUUUCUCGCAAACUGACCGGAAAAAUAUAGCACAGCAGAUAUAUAAUCAAGCACUAUCUGGAUACACAAUCUUCAAAGGACCUUCCUCAAAAUGGUCUAGGCAGAUUGAAGAACGGCUUCAAGCGUUGCAAAUUGUACCUGCUGCAUCGAAUAUAAUUGAAAACGAGUUUCCGGUAUCUGAAAUAGCAAGUUCAAAGUCUGUAAAAAGGAAAUCCGUAGAUUAUGAAGGCGGCUAA